GUGGACUGUAUGGAGGAAGCUCUACAACGCUCACAGGACAGUCAAGCUCCAGACCUAAAAGUCUCCGUGUUACUGGACUACACUCGCGGCUCACGAGGACAGAUUAACUCGAGGACCAUGCUGCUGCCGUUGUUGCAGCGCUUCACCUCUCAGAUGCGGGUUUCUCUGUACCACACGCCAGACCUGCGGGGGCUGCUGCGGCUGCUGGUCCCUCAGCGCUUCAACGAGACCAUCGGAGUCCAGCACAUCAAAGUCUACCUGUUUGACGACAGCAUCAUCAUCAGCGGGGCCAAUCUGAGCGACUCGUACUUUACCAACAGACAGGAUCGCUAUGUGCUGCUGGAGAACUGCAGGGAGGUCGCAGAUUUCUUCUCCGACCUGGUGGAGGCCGUGGGAGACGUUUCCCUGCAGCUGCAACCCAACGACUCUGUCACCAUGCUGGAGGGCAUGGUGCACCCGUACAAAG
This is a messenger RNA of Plectropomus leopardus (leopard coralgrouper), 466 nucleotides long. The record is from RefSeq and is a predicted model, not a curated record. Lineage: Eukaryota; Metazoa; Chordata; Actinopteri; Perciformes; Serranidae.